CUGCGCACUGGGUGCAGCCGCGACCUGCCCGCCGCCGGUACGCCAGCCCUCAGGUCUCCCAGAGUUGGGGGUCCCCAGGCCGUGACCUCCCCACACCAGCCCCAGGAGGCAGGGCCGAGGCAGGAUCCCCAGGGCCUGUCCUGCCUGCUGGGGAGCAGGGGCCUCGUAAGCAUCUAUUGCCCUCCAGCCGUGUCCCACACGUGUGUCCCUCCGUCCCUCGCCAUGUACGCCUGUGCAAAGUUCGUCUCCGCUCCUGCGCUAGUGAGGAGGAGCUCGCGGGUGCUGUGCCAGCCCCUCUCUGCCUCUGUCCUGAGCAGACCCGAGGCCCAGACAGAGCAGGCGCGGCCGAGUGCUCACCGGGCCAUCCAGACGAGUGCGGCCCACCAGGACAUCGACACCGCUGCCAAGUUCAUCGGCGCCGGCGCUGCCACCGUGGGGGUGGCCGGCUCUGGUGCUGGCAUUGGCACCGUCUUCGGCAGCCUCAUCAUCGGCUAUGCCAGGAACCCCUCGCUUAAACAGCAGCUUUUCUCCUACGCCAUCUUGGGCUUUGCCCUCUCCGAGGCCAUGGGGCUCUUCUGCCUCAUGGUGGCCUUCCUCAUCCUCUUCGCCAUGUGACAGAGAUGGUGACGGUGACGGAGCCGGCACGCCGCCGUGCCCGGUCCCAUGCCCAGCCGUGAAUGCCGGCUGGGGGGUAGGCGAGAGCCCCGGCCCUGCCAUGGGCGGGAGGCGAAUAAAGACGGUUUGAUAACGGG
Molecule: messenger RNA, 752 nt
Organism: Aquila chrysaetos chrysaetos
Lineage: Eukaryota; Metazoa; Chordata; Aves; Accipitriformes; Accipitridae
Gene: ATP5MC2
Product: ATP synthase membrane subunit c locus 2
Exons: 6
Coding region: 223-615 (130 amino acids)
Biological process (GO): proton motive force-driven ATP synthesis; proton transmembrane transport
Molecular function (GO): proton transmembrane transporter activity
Source: RefSeq, a predicted model, not a curated record